GCUCCCUUACGCCACCACUAAACUACAUGUCCCGCCGGCCCGCGGGGCGGGGAGAAGAUGGCGGCUGGGGCGCCCCUUCCGCUGCCGGGAGGCGGUGGCGGCGGGCGGGGAGGGCUCCCUUAGCGCCUUCCGGGGCCGAGCUCCGUGACUGCCGCCGCCAGCCCGAUCGGAGUGGAGCCGGUCCAUCCCCGGGGUGGCGGCGCUGGAGCCGGAGCCGGGCGGUCGGCGGUCGGUGGUCGGUGGGGCGUGGGGAGGGAGGCAGCAGCCCUCCCGGUAGCCCUCCCGCCGCCGCCGCCGCCAUGAGGAGCGAGCCGCUGGCUUGGCCUCCGGUGUCGGCCCAGGCGGCCUCGCUGCUGGAGGAGGCGGCGGACCUGCUGGUGCUGCACCGGGAUUUCGCCGCCGCCGUGGAGAGGUGUGAGGCCGGCUGCGACAGCCUGGGCCCCGGCACCGGCUCCAGCUCCAGCCCCGAGAGCACUGCAGAAGUGAAAUGCUCCCUUUGUGUUGUGGGGAUUCAGGCGCUGGCUGAGAUGAACCGGUGGAGAGAAGUUCUGUCUUGGGUCCUACAGUAUUACCACGUCCCUGAGCAUCUGCCUCCAAAAGUUCUGGAGCUGUGUAUCCUGUUAUACAGCAAAGUGAGAGAGCCGCAGGUGAUGCUGGAGGUCGGGAGCAGCUGGCUGAGAGACCAAAGCAAUAAGAGCCUCCCCGAGUACGGUUCAUUGCUGGAGCUCUAUCUGUUGCAUGUGUUGCUCCCUCUUGGCCGGUUUGAGAGGGCAGAAGAGCUUGUACGUGGCUGUGAUGUUUUUGACAGCGAGCAGCAGUUAGCAUUUUUGGGGACCAUUGGUGAAAGCCGAUGUCAGUGGACUCAACGGGAAGAGAUGCACUCAGCUGCUGAAGAGCAGCCAGAUGCAGCAGCAGAAACCGUUUUGGGUGCUCUGUCCCAAAAGCUCUUGACCUUGUUGAAAUUGCUACGUAGAGCACUGAGGUCCAUGUCAAGCCACUUCUACUUACUCCCUUACAAAAAGAUGCUCUUGGCCACUUUUCUGCUGUACCUGGUGGUGGUGAGAUUAGACCCAGCUUCUCCCACAUCACUGCCAUUCAUUUACAAACUGGUCCAGCUCUUCCGACAGGCUUGGGCAGCUGUAUUUUCUCCAGUCCAUAGGCCUCCAAUUAAAGACUAAGGGUACUCUAUCACAGAAUGUGUAUUUUUCUGCUGCUGUAAAAGUGUCAGCUUGUCUUGAGGAUGUUAUCAGCCUCUUCAAGGACUGUUGAAAUCAGUGUCCUAAUUGAGGUGACCACCCGUGAACUCCUGUGUGGCGAUAACCUUCAUUUUUUCAGAUGAGGAAUUGUGUUGUAUGAAUUUUGAAACCACACCAAGUAGUCCUGACAUUUUACUUGGCUCUACAGCACCAUUCUGUCCAACACCAGCGUAAAGCCACUCCUUCCAUAAUUUACGACUGAAUAAGAAUCCCCUUUUUCAAACACUUUGAUUUGGAUGUAGCUCUUGAGUGAAGGUUUUGUAGCCAGUUACGAACUACAGAAGAAGGUUUCAUCCUUGCAACUGUUGGGCAGUUUUCUGAACAAGGGAAAUAGCGUUCCUGGAGGCGUGACUGUAAAAGGCAACAGAGUACCAAUAAUUAGGGGAAUAUCUGCUUUGCCUGAAGACAUCUGAAAAACCUGGUUCCUGCAGCAUGGGAUUUAGGGCAAGCAUGUGGAAGUAAAACACUGGAGAAAGUGAAGCCUAUGGCAUUUUGAAGGCCAUGGUUUCUUUUGUGACUGAUGCCUCCUUACACAGGCGCUCUUGAUUUUUUUGUCCUAUUUAAGCCAGAAAGCCAUGGUGGUGGUGGGCCACAAAGACUGUUGUGCUGCACCUUCUCAUCUUGAAUGCAGAUUACAGCACUGUGUGCUUGCCUUAUGCAUAGUAAUUUUUAAGAGCAAGUAGUGGUGGUAAGGAAAUAGAUUUAUUUUUUUUAAACGAUAUUCUAUAUUAUUGUGCAGUUGAACAACUGAAGUUGUUGCAUUGUUUUACUCUUUCCCUACCUCUUGCUUUGUUUAUGUAGGUGUCAAAAAGUCUCUGUAUGUCUAGAAUCUGCUCUCCUCCCGCCCCCCAAUAUCUAAAGUCUUGGUUUAUGAGGCACCCAUUUAACAAUGCUUGUAUCAUUCAGAACAAAAAUUCAUUAAUAGGUAGAAAGAGGUAUUUCUCUGACAUCCCAAAACCUUCCCCAGAUCUAUGGCAAGAAAACUAUUGGCUUUGCAGAAGAUCUGUCACCAGACUGACCCGAUUUCUGACCACUUGGGGCAGAAAUUGGAGGUUUGGGGUAAACGUUCAUUUCUUCUCCAUCCAUCUACCUGUCAUCAAUUGACAAAGGGUAAAUUCCAAAGGAGGGAGCACUGCCCUAACUUAAAUAUUGCUUCCACUGGAGCAAACUGUUGCGUACCGGAGAGCCAAGUUAAAAGUAAGGACCCUUUAUGACAAACAAGUAGCCCACCAUCCCAACAUCUGUGCCAAAAGGAUGCAAGCUGACUCAUGUCAGCCCAAGCUACAAAAUGUUGAACAAAGCAGCCUUUUUUGGUGGGUAAAAUUCUAUACAACACACCAAAUGUGCGGAAAGUAGCCAGUAGAGAUCCCAGGAGUCCCUUCAGGUUGUUCCUUUGUCUCUGCGAGGACUUCACACCAGGAUAAGUAGCAUGUAAUGCUUCACCGUAUUAAAAAGUUCUUGCAUACUCUGCACACAUAGGGAAGGGCUGCUUUUGGUAUUGCUAGAUGGUUCUUGUAAGCCAACUGCCAGUGUAGUUACAACUCUGGGAAACCAGGUGGAAUCAAACUGGGAGGCUCUGUCUGGACUAGAUUGUAUCUACCUGCUCCCUACUUUGCAGGGCCUCACGUUAAGUUCUUUGUACGCCAGUUAAUGACCUAGCACACCUGAAGUCAGGCCAAUUUCUCACCAAAUUAACCGUUUAGGUAACCAUUUUUUUCUCUAGUUUUCUAUUAACAUUUUUAAUUAGACGGCAGAGAUGCAAUUUUGGAGGUUGGGACCAGUGGUCAGAGCAGGCCAUACUUUAUGUUCAGAAUGCUGUUAAAUGUUGUAGCCACUCAUUUACCAAGACUCUUAACAUUCAACUUGAUUUUAAGUGUAGGUUGGUAACCUUUCCUUUUUUUGAGUACUACAGAUUUUGCGUUUGUAUUGUAUUUAAUUCAUUGUGAGAGAGCAAGAAGGCAGACAUAAGCUGUUGGGGGUCUUUUUGCAACUGAUACUAAACCUGCAAUAUUUAAUUUCCACAAUAAAGUGACUACUGACUUAUCUCUUUGUAGAGUUCCUUAUUUGCGCUGUGAUUAAAUAUAUGAAAGCUUUUAUAUUUAAUGUAUUGAUACUCUGCAGUUCUUGAACAAUUUCUGGAAAUGCUUCACUACAUGUCCUCAUUGCACAGGCAGAUUUGAAUUAAGUAGAGGACUUCUUCAGUGUGAAUCUGAGAUUUAAUCAACUGAUGACAUUAGUAGGCUAUAAUUCUGCAUUUUUGUAGGAGUUCAGAGAUGCUAAUUACUUUCUGUGAAAGAUCCAGCAGAUAUUUAUUUUUAAAAAUGUGUCUCUGUGUACAUUGGGAUGGCCAAGACUAGUGCUACCAAGAAUAAAGUACCUGAUAUUUA
This is a messenger RNA of Calidris pugnax (ruff), 3643 nucleotides long. RefSeq names its product peroxisomal biogenesis factor 26 (gene PEX26). The transcript has 5 exons. Lineage: Eukaryota; Metazoa; Chordata; Aves; Charadriiformes; Scolopacidae. Bases 27 to 1178 code for a protein of 383 amino acids. Gene Ontology annotation, molecular function: protein-containing complex binding; ATPase binding. Gene Ontology annotation, biological process: protein import into peroxisome membrane; protein import into peroxisome matrix. The record is from RefSeq and is a predicted model, not a curated record. Gene Ontology annotation, cellular component: peroxisome; peroxisomal membrane.